GGGUGGCUAGAGGCAGAGAGAGGUGAACGCGGCCUGGGCCUGCCUGGGUGAGAGACCCUUGCCACUCACGCCCCGGGAACACUGGCGGCCAUGGCCGUGGCCCAGCAGCUGCGGGCUGAGAGCGACUUUGAACAGCUUCCCGAUGACGUAGCCGUCUCGGCCAACAUCGCCGACAUCGAGGAGAAGAGGGGCUUCACCAGCUACUUUUGGGGAGGGUUCCUGGCCUCGGGGGGUGGUGCAGCUCGGGGCCCAGAGACCAUGUGCUCAGACCAGGCUCCCAGGACAGCUCUUUGCACUUCCUCAGCCAAAGUGUACGUGGGUGUGAAACAGGAGAUCGCUGAGAUGCGGAUUCCUGCCCUCAACGCCUACAUGAAGAGCCUCCUCAGCCUUCCCAUCUGGGUGCUGAUGGACGAGGACGUCCGGAUCUUCUUCUACCAGUCAUCCUAUGACGCAGAGCAGGUACCCCAGGCGCUGCGCCGGCUCCGGCCACGCACCCGGAAAGUCAAGAGUGAAUCCCCACCAGGCGCCCUCUUUGACCGCAUGGCCGCUCCGAGAGCAGAGGCCCUGUUUGACUUCACUGGGAACAGCAAACUGGAGCUGAAUUUCAAAGCUGGAGAUGUGAUCAUCCUUCUCAGUCGGAUCAAUAAAGACUGGCUGGAGGAAGGUUAUAUCACGCAGGAGUUCCAGAGGGAGGACAUCGCCCUCAAUUACCGGGAUGCCGAGGGGGACCUGGUUCGGCUGCUUUCAGAUGAGGAUGUGGCGCUCAUGGUGAGACAGGCCCAAGGUGUCCCCUCCCAGAAGCGCCUCUUCUCCUGGAAGCUACAUGUCACCCAGAAGGAUGACUACAAGGUCUACAACACUGUCCCCUGAGCUGAU
This is a messenger RNA of Puma concolor (puma), 876 nucleotides long. The record is from RefSeq and is a predicted model, not a curated record. Lineage: Eukaryota; Metazoa; Chordata; Mammalia; Carnivora; Felidae.